Messenger RNA from Anopheles moucheti, 3272 nucleotides. It is a transcript of the gene Naus, whose product is annotated as CTTNBP2 N-terminal-like protein. Lineage: Eukaryota; Metazoa; Arthropoda; Insecta; Diptera; Culicidae. The transcript is spliced from 7 exons. The coding region runs from base 614 to 2959 and encodes 781 amino acids. The record is from RefSeq and is a predicted model, not a curated record.
CGUUUCCUGGCCGUGGUAAGGAACGGGAUGGUCCCGCCGUAGAGUAGUUUAUUGGUGCUCUAUGUGUGCAGUGUGCGGUAAUCGGAUCAUCAUCAAGUCGCCGCGACCUUCACACGGAGAAAGAGAACACGAGAGAAAAGGAAAGAGAAAGAGAGUAGAAAAAACGUAGAACCCGUGUGCGUGUGUGUGUGUGUGUGUGCGUAUUCUUGUGAGGAAGAAAACACUGUUGGACAGCUGCUGGAGCUGUCUUCUCGCCCAGCUUUAGUCAUUUUACACGAAAACAGUGUGAACUCUGGCCUGCAUCUCAUCCAUCUGUAUCUGUCCUGGGACAUAGUGACUACGAUCGAUCGAUUGCUGCGAAAUUGACCCGGUGACGAUAGUCCGAAAACAUUAUCCAACGUUGAAAGGAGCAGUCCUUUUCAACGUCGACCAGCUCUUCUGCAUCCACCCAGUGGUAGCAGCUCUCCGGAGUCUGUCCGGUUCCCCUGCGGUGGGGGCCUUUUUUCUCAAGUGAAACAGUAAACCGGGCGGUGGCUGUGUGCUCCACACAGUCUCCAUCCGUACAGUGAACGGCGUCACACUGGGAACCCGAGUACGGCUCUGUCGGCAAACGAUGGCGGAAGUUGGCACAAGCUCCAGCGGCGAUGGAGAACCGGCCGCAACGGACAAACCCAAGGGUGGCGGAACGGUAAAGUUCACCGAGGCGGACCUGGCCGCUAUCAAACUGACGAGCGAUACGUUGAAGCGUAACCCAAAGAUGGAUUUCAGCAAAGCGGAUCUGCUGAAGCUGCUCAGCUAUCUCGAGGGUGAACUGCAGGCUCGCGAUGUGGUAAUUGCGGUGCUCAAGACGGAAAAGAUUAAACAGCUGCUAACCACACCCCGGUACAGCAAAGCGACCAACCUAAACGAUCCGCACGCGGCCCUAUUCCGCGACCAGCUUGCCGCCAGCGGUAACAUUGCAAGCCGCCAGUCCUCCAUACAGGCGGCCCACUCCGAGCACGAAAUGCGCCUGAUGAACGAUCAGCGUAGCGGGGUACGCGAGCAGAUGGAUUCACUGGCCGCGCUAGUGAUGCAGCAGCGUCAGGCGCAGGCCAAAAUGAUCGAAGCGCUGAAAGAUGCGGAAGAGCGUCACAAACGGGUCGUGCAGGAGCUGUACGAUGAGCGCCGCAAGCACGAACAUACGACCGCCCAGGGCGAUGACAUUACGUACGGGUUGGAGAUUGAGCGUUCCCGGCUAAAGCAAGAACUAGACCACGAGAAGGAACAACACAAAGUGCUGGAGAUAGAGCUGAAAAAGGUACAGGAACAGUUCGAGGCGGAAAAGAAUCGCCAGAAGCAGAUCGUACUGCUGCUGCUAGCGGAGCGCAAGAAAAUCAUUAUUAAAUACAUCGAGGAGCGCAAGCGGAGUGAAGAUUUGGCCCAGAUACUGUCGGAGGAAAAGCAGCGCGUCGACACGAUUGCCGAAGGUUUGGAGGAGGAAAGCAAAAAGUCACUCCGAAUGGAAGCGGAGUUGGAGAAGCAGGCGCAACAGUUUGAAAUAGAACGGAAAAUGUUACACCAGAGUCUAGCGAAGGAGGAAAAACGGGUAAAGGAUCAGGAAGUUGAAAUACAGCAGCUGAAGGCGGAAAUUGAACUGCUUCGCAAGCAAACCGGUAUACGACAUCCGCUAGUAGCACCGCAGCUACCGACAAAACCGGGUGGUCUCGUACCCUCACGACCAUCGAUCGGUGGAACGCCAGGCGGUGGGAUUUCUUCUGCCACUGGUAUAGCUAGUCCAUCAUCAAUUGGAGCAACUGUCACUUCCGGAUCCAUAGGUAUACCGGGACAAAUGAUAAGUAGCAUGGCAACGAAAGUUGUACAACCGACCGCAACCGUAUCGAGCGUUCCCGUUUCAGCACCAACGACCGGAAUUGCGCGAUCAGUUUCACCGGGUCAACUCAUCAGACAGACGGCCAUUUCGCAACUUUCGGUCACUUCGCCUCCGAUUGUCGGUGCCGGUACAGGAGCUGGUGGGAUUGGAUCAACGGCUACCCUUUCCGCAGGUCCAACCUCAGACACAUACGCAAACACACCGACGGGGAAGAUGGCGAGCACGGGCGUACGUAAGGCGGCCGGCAUUGCAGCGGCAACGGUAAUCAGCGGUGGUGGAACGCCCGGUGCGGGCGGUGCAUCACCGGGUGCGACCGGUUCGACGGCAACAAUCAAGAAGACAAUACUGCUGCCGGUCGGUGGGCGCGGUGUCCCGCCUCCGAUACCGCCCAACAAGCCCCAGAUACCACCGAAACUGUCCGGCGUGUCGGCUGUGGCUGCCGUUGCAGCCGGUGCCGUAUCGUCCCGCAUUCCUUUUCUCAGUAACAGCAGCAGCAGCAGCAGCAGUGGAAGUAGUACCGGAUCGAUCAACAGCACCGGUGGAGGAAAUGGAAGCAUCACGACGACCCCUGUUAGUCCCGUGGGGAGUAGUAUCAGCAGCAAUGCACUCAGUAGCACGGCCAUCGCUAGCAACAGUCCGUCUGGCAACAGUAGUAGUAACAGUGUAGCAAACAGUGGCAACAUUAACAGCAAUAGUGUGCUACAAUCAUGCCCACCAAAUACCACCAACAGCACCAUCACCACCACCACCACCACCAUGAACAUAAACACUACCCCACUGAGCAGCACCAAUAAUGCCGCCAAUGCGCCAAACGCCUUACAGCAGCAACAUCAUUCUCAUCCCGUACCGCCGCUCUACACGCACCAUCCGCAUCAUGUAUCACAUCUCUCGCAUGUUGCCAGUGCCGGUGGGUCCCCAACAGCAGCAACAGCAGCAGCAGCAGCCGUCGCGUCCGCAGCCUCCGCCACAGCCAGCGCUGGCCAACAGCAAAGUCUUACGCCGACAGCCUCAUCUGCCUCAUCCGUACCAUCAGCCGCCACCGGUGGGUCAUCCGAAAUAUUGACCGGUUGCGAAGGUGGGAUAGUGUAAACGCGGCAGGGCCUGAUUCUCACUCAAAACACAUCACGCGCAAAACACACACAUACAACACAAACAUCCCAAUGCUGCGACUGGGGUCCAAUAUGCCCUAGAAAGAAAAAGGAUUGUGCAUGGUGUGGACAGCAUGCAGGUCCUUUCUGGCACGUGCUGCGCAUUAGCGUGUCACCUACCUGCACAGCUUAACAAGCGAAUGUUGAUUUGUUUAUUUAUGCUGCGCUUACCUAGCGAACCAUUCGAUGCCUCUUCACGUUGAUGAAACAUUUAGUGUUACAUCCUUUUGGAAAUCCUUCUUUUUUACCGAUGA